AUGACUAAUUAUGAGUUGAAUUGCAUCGAUUUUGAUGAAAUUAUAGAAAUUAAUAGUGGUAAUUCAGGUGUGAUUUAUAAAUUUGAAUGUAAAUGUUGCAAAGUUAUGAGAGCCCUUAAACGCCUAAGAGAUAGUACACAAAAUCAAAAUUUUAACAACGAGGUUGAAAUCUUGCGAAAUGCUCAAGGUCAUCCUAACAUCAUUACUUUCUAUGGAGUUGUUAAAG
Racocetra persica is the source of this 226-nucleotide messenger RNA. The record is from the annotation of a GenBank genome assembly. Lineage: Eukaryota; Fungi; Glomeromycota; Glomeromycetes; Diversisporales; Gigasporaceae.